Styela clava is the source of this 5808-nucleotide messenger RNA. RefSeq lists its product as uncharacterized. Lineage: Eukaryota; Metazoa; Chordata; Ascidiacea; Stolidobranchia; Styelidae. The record is from RefSeq and is a predicted model, not a curated record.
UUAUUCGCUUAUCAAAACGGCAGUAUUCGCAUUGUUCUUUAUGGUGUCGCAGUUAUUUUCAUAUAUCUGUAUAUUGGGUCUUGUGUAGUUUGGUGCCUAAAUACUGAAAUAUGUACCGUACUUCUAGUUUUCUACCGGUAAUGCAGUAAUGAUUUUUGCACAAGAGACAUGUCAGUCCUAACCCCUGAACCCCCACCUGACUACGCCAUCCAAAAAUUACGUCACUAAUCUGAGCGACAUCUCAAGCUCUCAGUUAAAAGUGGAAGUGAAAAGCUUCGGGGGAGAGGGGCAAUAUUUAACUGAUGUUUCAGGACUGCAGGAGGAAUUACUUCAGGCAUGGAUUUUUUUCUCAAAGAUAAUAAUAUAUAACAUAAUAUAUAAUAUAACUGAGAGGACUUAUUAUAAGACUCUCUAAACCCAGAUCAUUCCGAAAACUAUGGUAUUGGAUUUUAUAUUCACCAAAAUUGCUUUGCCAUACUCCAAUGAAUAACUUGACUUUUUUCCAGGUCGGUGAUGAUUCUGCUUGUUCUCCAACUUUUCUGAUCCCUAUUCCUUUAUUUGGUGAAAAGCUCCAAAACAGGCAAUGGUUUUUGUAAUAGGGGCCAAGAAAAGUGGACAAGGGGGAACAGUUCAAUUACAUGCCAAAUAAACCUGUAAUCAAGUUUCAUAAAAGGAUAUUUUGUUUUGUAUUUAUCUUGCGACCCUUAUAUUUGUCAUCUGUUAUGUGUGAUAUAUUUCCAGAUUUAAGUGCGUAAGUUUAGCUGGAUGUUUCAAUCCACUGUUUUGUAGUGUUUUCUGCCACCAUCAUGUCAACUUCGAAAAUACCUCAGAACAGAGUUUCACGUCCUGCAGCUCCAUCCAAACUUCCAAGUCGAAUAUUGAGACCGACAUUUACAAACAAAUCUUCAACAAGUAGUACAAACUUUGUUAACUCUGCUAAACAAAUAGAAAGAAAAAAAGAAUUUUUGAAAAGUUCCGAAUCAGUGGCAUCUCUGAACUUGAAAAAUCGAACGGAACGAAUUAUCACUGUGGAUUGUAAUGGAAAUAAUGACAAUUUUGUUCCUGACAAGUUUGCUACAGAAAGUGAAACUUCUAACAAACAGUUCACUGAAGAAAUCAGUAAAAUUAAUGUCACAUCAAGCACUAAUUAUUAUGAAGCAUGUAAACCCACUGUGAGAACAUCGCAAAGUUCUGAUAGCCACCUUAUUUCUCAAAGCACUUCAUCUGUCGACAGCGUGCAAUGUACAAAAACUGAUGUUGUAGGCAAUAAUAAUUCACCAACUUUUCGUUCAUUGAAGCCUGGAUACUUUUUACAAAAAGUCAGUGCUUUAAAAAGUUCACAACAGAAAAUGAAUGUGAACACAGAGAAAGUACCAUCAGGAAUGCCAAGUAAAAAACAAUCUAUCAAAUUACCAAACAGGAUUGUGCACACUGGUAAUGUUGGUUCAGAGAAAGGUAAAUUUGGAUACAAAUCAGAGAAGAGUAAUUUGCCUACCCAAAUGGAUAAUAAUUCAGAAAUCACGAAAUCAUUAAACGCUAAUGCAACAAGGAAUAAGUCAUCAUCGGGGACAUCCAGACCUUUGUCUCAGACUUCUAAUUUAGAUCAAGACAACCCAGAUAAAGCAGAUAAUUCGUCGAUCAGAACAAACCUGUCUCGUGCUGAAAAAAGAAAAAAAUAUUUAGAAAUCAGAUGUAUUGCGGAUGGUAAUCAGAAAAAAACUGAUAAAAUUCCUUCUUUUGGAUUCCAAAAGAAUACCACUUCAGAUAAAAGUUCGGAUGACUCAACAAAUGACAGUACCGCAACAAUGGAUUCACAUAUUGGCAGAAGGACUUAUCUGAGAAAACCACCUCUUCGAAAUGUCAAGAUUGCCAGACCUGUAACAAGACCAAAGAAAACUCCUUCACCCAUUAUGCCAAGACCAUUUGGAUUUGAGAACCGACAACUGCCUUGCAUACCAUCACAACAAAAAUCUGAAAAUGGGGCUGUUUUAAGUAAUGAACCUCAUUUAGAGAGUUGUAAAGAUGAAAAUAUAAUAAAUAAUUUCUUAAAUAAAUCAAAUGACGGAGAUGGUGCCGCGGAACCAGUUCAAAUUCCUACAGUUUCAAAUGAAUAUUUUCCAGAUAUUGCUGUAGAUAAAGAAAGCGGAUACAGUUCCAUCACAUCUACUGUUUAUUUGGAUACAAGAACAGACAAUAUACCAGAAGCUCACCCAUCACUAUUAGUCAAAUCUGAUGCUGGGCAAACAUGGAGUGGAGUACAAUCAAACUGUAAUGAAAAUGUUAUGAUGAAAUUAUCGAAUCAACAGAGUAAUAGCAGCCUGAAUGAUGUUCUAUCUUCGGUGUUUGAUGAUGAGCUUGAGGCAGAUGAUGAAAAAAAAGAACAACAUAGAUAUGUUACCUACAUUGCCAGUAAAGAUAUAAUAACUUAUGGAGAAUAUAGACUGCAAACCGAAGGUAAUUAUUCUCCAGAAGAAAGAUAUGGAUCUACAGAGGCUAGACAAAUAAGGACUAGCUCUGGGAGUGACUCUGAUAUCGCUCCAAUUCGUGAUGCUCGGGUAUCACCUGACUGUGGGAAUGCAUCGGACUCUAGUGCGGAAACUGUAAUUCCGAAUAUAAAGUCACCUCAGCCUCCUGAUGUGUUCGAGCAAGAUCUAGGUUCAAAACAGGACGAAUUAAAAACAUUGCCAUCUCAUAAUAUUAAAAUUAAGCCUGAAUUGAUAGUAAAUUUAAAUGAAGAAGGUGACGAAAUUAGUUUCAAGGAGGACAAGUCUCCACAGAAAAAUGAUUUUCACUUCUUGACAGCUAAACUUGAUACAAUACCGAUAUUUCAAGGACAAACCCCAGAAUCUUCAAAUCGUUUGCCAGAUACGCCUUCUACAAGUUCUACAAGCAAAGCAAAAAAACGUAAGACAGAUUCUUUAAUUAUGUCACCUUUGAUUAUAGAAGAAAUCAAAAAGAACAAUGAGAAAAAAGUUUUGUCAUCGAAAUUGGAAAGUGAAAAGAAAAAAUUGUUCGAGAAAGAUGAGAAGCAUGAGAAUAUUUCUGAUGAAGAAGAUGAUAAUUUAAGUCAAUUGAUUGACUUGCCGAGUUUGUGUGAAAGUGCCUUGAUGGAAGAUUAUAAUUCAAUAUUAGAAGAUGAUGUCACAUAUGAUGCACUUUCAGAUAAUGAAAAUAAUUUUAAAGAUGAUGGGAAGCCGAAUGUCACUUCCACAGUUGAAACUACAGUUAUUAACAGACUUCUAUCACAAGGGUUAAAUGGAAUUGUUAGACCAGAUGAAGAUCCGAUUACAUGUGAACCCGAACCAGACACAGUAUUUGCAAGCUUUCAUAAUUCUAAUCAUGAUAAAUUGAAUUCUGCCAUGACUGUGAAGGAUAAUCACGACUUUGAUAUGCAUUCUGAAGCAAAUCACAAGCUGGUUUACACAGAGGAUGAAAUUCGAAUGUUCAAAACUGAAUUGAAAACAUUGAAAAUGUCUAUCACUGAAUUGUACAAAAUGUUAGAAGUGGAAGAUAUACAGAAACAAAGGUUGAAAAGAGAAAAUAAACAUCUUCAUACAAAAAAUCAAGAACUCUCACAAAAGCUCAAAACUGUCUCUGAUGAAUUGGCUAUAUUAAAAUUUUCUGAAAAAUCAAACAAAAAUAAAGAAGACAAGGAAACUCAAGUUGAGAUUGAGUGCCACAAUGUUUCUACUGACACGGCUGACAAAGAAGACAACAGCUCAAAUAAAAAGUCACAACAUCAAUCAGACACAUCAACAUCUCCCCGAUGGUUCCAUUCUGAAGUCAGUGAUGAGGUUGAAUCCAAUAUAAAGGAGGCUUCGGACGAAAUCAGAUUUCUAAAAGACUUGCGUGGAGAUUUUGAUAAAAGAAUUGAUGACGCAGAACAACGUCUCAAUAGCGCACUCGAAUUGCUGCAUAGAUGACUGAUGUCGACUAAUUUCAUGCAUUGACAUUUAUUUUAAAGAAACAUAAAAAAAAAUAGUUUCUUAUUAUAAAUUGUUCAACUGUUCACUUCAUCUAUUUAUGUUGCUGAUGUUUUGGAUUUACUGGAUGGAUACAUCAUACUUGUCACUGUUUCAAAAUGUCAAACAUGGUUGCAUCUAAGUUUGUUGCUUUUGGAGCCUAGCUUAGUUUCAAAAGUUUAUUCACUUUGUGUAAUUUUUAUACUUAGGCACUUAUAAUUUCAAGGCUCUCUUCUUUCACACUUACUGUCCUUUUCACUAAAGAAAACUUCAGUUUCGAUGUUUUCAUAAUUGACUGCCAUAUCUCAUUUUUUCAUACUCGAGAUCCUCUUCUGUCUGACAAAUAACUUCUUGUGUCAGACGACAGAUUUUUCAUUUUUAAUGCAAACUCUUCGGCUUUGUUGGCUUGUACUGCUUUGAGCAUCAAUUCAAUCAAUAUCUGCUGUUUUUGGUGCUGGUGGACCUCUUUACAUCUUUCUUUUUUAUAUUACUUUUAUAUUUUGCAAAAGGUAAAUCACUGCUCUGCUCUUUCUGUUUUAUUUAUCAAUCUGAGACAAAUUAGAUCAAAAUGUGUUGCUUCAUUCAGUGAAACAUUCUGAAAGCACAUCUUGACUGUGAUAUUCGGUGACUGAUACUUAGUAUAAGCCAACACUUUUCUUUGAAUGUUUUUCUUUAAUUUGUUACUGUCUUAUUCAUCAUAGAUAUUUAUUAAUUUUGGAUUUUAUCAGUAUUUGUUUGUUGUGCUUUAUAUCUGAUAAUUGAUAUUGAGAUACAUGUCAGAAUAUCAGACUUUAUAUGGAAUGAGUCAGUUGACUGUAUUUUUUUGAAUCUCAAAUAUUUGCGAACGGAACAUUUUUUUCUCAUUUAAAAUGAAAUAUAUAUGAAAUAUUCCCAAACAUGCAGCUUGAUUUGCAAUGUUCAAUGCAAUUUCGCAAUUGCAAACCACUGUUCAAGUUUGCAGCAUGAUAUUCCAGCUGAUAGAGUUUUGCUGUACAUGUAAUAAUUUGGCUUCACCACCAUCACCAAUUAUUUUAAAAUUUGGGUAGUGUAUGUAGUAGCUGAAGAAUGUAAAGAGUAUUUCUUGACAUGAUUACUUCAAACUUGUACCUGUUAGAUGUUGAUUCAAUUUAGCCAUAUGAUACACAGUCACUUUAUAUUAUUUCUAUUCUAUUGUUUACUUGUAUACUGUAUCUUUUUUGCACCACGCACUCUAACGAAGAAGAUUUUUCUGCUUCAGUAAUCGUCAACUACUAAAUUGGUUUCAUUUUUCUCAGCUUAAGAGCUUUGCUUGCGUGGUGACAAUAAUGUUCAAAUAUUUCUUGAAAAAAAAAAGUUUUUGUUUCUCAUUAGAUAUACUUUUGUAAUUUAUAGAAAAUCAGUCAUUUUUGCAUUUGUGCCUACAAUUACUCGUAUUUUUGAAAUGUUAGAGGCACAAUGUGGCUGAAGUUAAAUGUCCACACAUGAUUUCUUGUUUAAUUUUUAUCAUUCUUCAUCAUAGUUUAUUUCCAGAUUAUACUUAAAUAUCCAUUAUCAUUUCAAAAAAACAGAUGAUAGUAAAGUAUGUUACCCAUAGAACAAAUUUUAAUGUAUAUGCUGAGGCAUAAAUUGCAGUCAUCACUUGAAGCUCCAAAUCCUGUCAUAUGUGUCAUUUAUCUCAAAUUUAAUGGGCUGAUUUGAAAUUAUUUUCAAGAUAGAACAGAGUUUAAAUUAUAAUACUUGUGGUAUUCUGUUGAGCUGAAGUAUGAUACUGUUUUUAUGUUCUUUAAUAAAACUGUGAUUUUCUUCAUUUCAUAAUCAUAUGUGUCAGAGUGAAUGAAGUUUAAUAAAUCAUUUUUUUUGAUGAGAU